Messenger RNA from Synchiropus splendidus (mandarinfish), 1258 nucleotides. It is a transcript of the gene vamp5, whose product is annotated as vesicle-associated membrane protein 5. NCBI's taxonomy places the organism in Eukaryota, Metazoa, Chordata, Actinopteri, Syngnathiformes, Callionymidae. The transcript has 3 exons. The record is from RefSeq and is a predicted model, not a curated record. Gene Ontology annotation, cellular component: SNARE complex; plasma membrane. The coding region runs from base 263 to 550 and encodes 95 amino acids. Gene Ontology annotation, molecular function: syntaxin-1 binding; SNAP receptor activity. Gene Ontology annotation, biological process: vesicle-mediated transport; vesicle fusion; SNARE complex assembly.
AACUUAAGAACGAAGUCCGACGGCAGCAGCGGAGUCAACGAGUGAGAGUGACAGAUCAAACCAUAGACAGAGACAAGCAGAGCAAUCUGAGCCAUAUAACGACUGUUAUUCGGUUUUUCUUUUCGACGUGAGACAGGCGAGUUGAGAAAGAAUCUAAACCCGAGGUCUGCUCUGUUUGUUUCCUGUUUCUUGAAGUAGUAGUCGCUCAUUUAAAUGUGGUGGAUCCGGUGACAGAGUACAGCAACAGCGAAGCACGACAGUCAUGGAGAAUGGAAAGAGUCGACUGCAGCAGGCCCAGGAGGAGGCGGAGGAAGUGAAGAUGAUCAUGCUGGACAACAUGAACAAGGCGGAUGAGAGAGCCGAUAAACUGGGCGACCUGGAGGAGAAAGCUGAAGAGCUACUGAAUUCGGGUAAAACUUUUGAAAAGAAGUCCAACAAGAUAAAGGAAAAGAAACGAUGGGAGCACAACAAGAUGAAGAUCGUGUUGGGUGUUGUUGGCGGGGUCAUUUUGGCCACUGUUAUCGGACUUAUCAUCUUUGCCUGUGUGUGACAUAGUUUUCUUUUUAAUCACCCUGUGCACUGCCUAGACCAGGAUGACAUCGUUAGGGAGUAUUUUUGGGAGCAUCAGUUCAACCCAGCUUUUAACAUGGUACCAUACUUGCUGAGCUGCUGAUUUUCUUGUUUUUAUAAAUUCCUUUGGAUACUCAUUUGCCACUGCCUUGUGCAAAAAACAUUGUUAUAUUCAUAUUGGACCGAGGGAGUCAAAAUAAAAGAGCAAAUUGAUUAACUCAGUGAGUUAUAUUGAGAAAUUGUUGUAGAUGGUUUGAGAAAAAUCUGUUUUUUAAGUGAAUAAUCUGUCCUUGCAAGAAUAAAUUCACAUGUUGCUUGAAACUCCAGUCUCCAGCAGCUAUCUGCAUGCUGCUGAAAAUAUCAGAAGUAAGUUAAAAUAGAAAUGUCACUAAGAUACCUUUAUUGUUUUUUUUGUUUGUUUGUUUUUUAUUUUACAAGUGAAGAGCGACAGCUGGUUGCUGUUACAUGGGUCUGGGAAAUAGUGUUACCUCACAAACCUCUAGUGCUAUGAGAGUAUUGCACCACAAAAUUAUUACAACAACAAAAACAUGUAUCUUAAUUUAAGUUUUCAUAGGAAAGUGUUGCAAACUUUCGGUUCGGCGUUUGUGAACUUGUGUUUCUUUACUAUUUUUGAGAAUUAGAUAGGUCGAAGGUUCCUUGACCACACUUACUUAAUAAAGAUUUAUUC